Messenger RNA from Cryptococcus deneoformans JEC21, 1001 nucleotides. RefSeq lists its product as hypothetical. Bases 54 to 959 code for a protein of 301 amino acids. Gene Ontology annotation, cellular component: trans-Golgi network; endosome. The record is from RefSeq and is a predicted model, not a curated record. Gene Ontology annotation, biological process: phospholipid translocation; retrograde transport, endosome to Golgi. Lineage: Eukaryota; Fungi; Basidiomycota; Tremellomycetes; Tremellales; Cryptococcaceae. The transcript has 10 exons.
ACUAUUAUUAUAAACCAUCCAUCUCAACGGCGUAGUCUGCGCGCACUGCCUCGAUGGCGAUCAUUUCCACCCUCGCGGCUAUAGGCAUGGCAGUAGGACCGCCCCUAAUAUAUGUUGACCAAGCUAUCAGUAUUAUAAAAAAGAAAGACUCUUCAGGGUUCUCUCAAGACGUCUGCGGUGUUAUAAUCAUCGCCAACAUAAUCCGUAUAUUCUUUUGGCUAGGAGAGCAUUUCGAAAUUCCAUUACUGGUUCAAUCUAUCUUAUUGAUAGUCUCGCAACUUCUCCUCCUUGCUAUAUGCCUCCAUUACUCCCGGGGUUCACCGGAAGAAACGUACUUUUCUCUACCUCGACAACCUACAGAACCGCCCUCUGCGGAUCCUGCGCACACUGCAGAUUACGAGUAUUCCGGACCAUCUUCAUCCCAGCCACCCGAUGUUCCUGUUCGGAGAGGUUUUUUCAAAUCGGUUAUACAAGGACUCAAAGAAGGAAGGAGACCGUUUGACUUUUGGCAGUGGGCGGGUUACGGGUCGUACCUCGAGUUCCUGGCUGGACUUAUUGUUGUUCUCGGGAUAGCACAGGUUGGCCUUGGAAGAUGGCCGUGGUAUAUUGAUGCUUUGGGUUUCAUCGCUCUUACAAUAGAAUCAACCCUGCCCAUCCCUCAGUUCAUAGCCAAUUACCGUCACAAAUCCUGUUAUGGCUUUCGAGCAUCUACUCUUGCAGGCUGGUUUUUCGGAGACGCUUUCAAGACGGUUUACUUUUUCAUGAGAGGUUCACCCAUCCAGUUCAAGGUUACCGCCAUCAUGCUGGUCUGCUGGGAUUCUGCUGUCUUUGCCCAGCGUAUCAUCUAUGGCGCCAACCCUCCUGUGAACCAAACAGGCGUGGAGUUUGAUGCGCAUGACGAAAAUAACGAUGAAUCUAGAGCACUGCAUGAUGCUCAUAACGAUCGUGAAGAGAGAUGAUCUGUAGCCAGUUCUACUUGGUGCGGUAUGCAAUGCAUCUUA